AUGAAGACAGCCGUCAUCGCCUUCGGACUGCUUGCCGUCGUUGCUGCUUUCUCCACCGAACGCCCGCACAGGUCGUGGUCCGGAAGGACCGGAUCUUUCGGAAACUUUGGAGGCCAGCAGAACGGUCAAAAUGGACAGAACGGACCCUUCGGAGGCCAGGGAGGCCAGCAAAAUGGACAGUUCGGAGGCCAGAACAGCCAGAACGGCUUCGGAGGCCAGCAGAACGGCCAGAAUGGACAGUUCGGCGGCCAGGGCCAGAACCAGAAUGGCCAGCAGAACGGCGGAUUCGGCGGUUUCGGACAACAGGGUCGGCAGGGUCAGCAGGGCCAGCAGAACGGCAAUGGAAUGUUUGGCGGACAGGGAGACUUCCCCGGUGGGCUUGGAGGCCAGAACGGACAGCAGAAUGGCCAAUUUGGAGGACAAGGAGGCUUCACGGCUCCGUUCGGCAACCAGAACGGCCAGCAGAACGGACAGUUCGGAGGACAGGGACAGCAAGGCCAACAUGGCCAUCAGGGUCAGCAGGACGGAAACGGGUUCGGAGGACAAAGCAACAACGGCGUAUUCGGAGGACAGCAACAGGGCCAACAGGGCCAGCAGCAGGGCUUCAACGGCCAGACGUUCGGCCAG
Molecule: messenger RNA, 627 nt
Organism: Mesorhabditis spiculigera
Lineage: Eukaryota; Metazoa; Nematoda; Chromadorea; Rhabditida; Rhabditidae
Source: the annotation of a GenBank genome assembly